Hirsutella rhossiliensis is the source of this 1332-nucleotide messenger RNA. Its product is annotated as centromere DNA-binding protein complex CBF3 subunit. The transcript has 8 exons. The record is from RefSeq and is a predicted model, not a curated record. Gene Ontology annotation, molecular function: DNA binding. Lineage: Eukaryota; Fungi; Ascomycota; Sordariomycetes; Hypocreales; Ophiocordycipitaceae. The coding region runs from base 1 to 1332 and encodes 443 amino acids.
AUGUCAAACGCGAUAGAGGAUCCCCGGGUCAGGGCGGCCAUUGAGCACUACCUGUUAGAUCUGGAGAACACCCAGCCGAAGAAUACGAAGCGAAAUUAUCGUCCCAAGCAGGAAGAAUGGAAGGAGUGGUGUCAAGCCAACUGGCCUGCGAUCCCGGACGUUUGGCCGGCCUCGGUACCACAGGGCCAACAGCUACCGGGAGACCUGGUCGAUGAAGGAAAGCUCUUGCUCUUCAUGAAGGAGGUAGUGGCAUCACGUCCUCCAAAGAAAGGAAAGAGGGUCGCCGAUGAAAGAAAACGACACCUCGAGGCUCAGGAAGCCAAGAGGGCCGUGAAAGACGCAGAGCACCAUCAGAUACCAUCGUUAUACCCGACCACACCAACGUGGCAUGGUCCGAGGAAAGAGAUCGCCUGCGCCCUGAGGACGCAGGUGGACUUUCUGCUCGGGAACCACAUGCUGCUGCGGUCCGGCAACCGCCUGCCGAUGGAAAAAGGCGGAAAGGUUUCCGUCUUCCAAAGAAGCGAAGACUGGUAUGAAACGAAGGUGCUCCGCCGAUCGGCGAAGGAGCCUCAAGCUCCGUUGUCGGGCCAGACUGCCCGAGAAUGGACGUCCAGGUUCUACAAGAAGGCCGGGAUCAAGGUCUCCAAGGUCAGCCAUGCGCCUAGAGUGGCCGCGACGCAAAACGCCGACAUGGCCGGAGUGGAUGAAGGCCAGAUCCGCCGAGCCGGUCGUUGGAAUAACGGAGACCAAAUGACCGGCUGCUAUCUGACUUCCCUGCCUUUCGAAUUCAUGAGGGCCGUGGCCGACUUUGACCCUGAAUGGUCGGGGUCUUAUUUCGUGCCCCGGGCCACCGUAAGGCCGCCUGUGGUGCUACUCGUGCAGGUCUGGCCUCAACUCGACAAAUGGAAAGAGGCCCACAGUAGCCCUUUCUCAGAUCUCGGGGUGGAGCAGAACAUGGCCGCCGGCGCCUUCUUGGAACUCCUGGAGUGGCUUCGAGAGGUGCUCCUGCAGGACGCUGUCUUCCUUCGCGAGUCCUACCCCGACCAUCCUAUCUUCCAGGAUCCGGUCUUCUCUUGCCCCGAGUUUGAAGCGUUCGCCAGCAAAGUUCAAGACACAUGCACACGGGACCACGAAGACAGCCAUACCACGGUCAUUCAAAAGCGAUGCCGGUGGUUGCGGAGAAGCUGCGCACAUUGGACGAGUUUGCGCAGGCGACCUACACCGUCACCUUCAGCCCCGGCCAAGGUGCUGCAGGUCAACAUGCGGAGAUCGCGGGAGCUCAUCAACAGAGGCGCCGCGCUCCACGAGAGACGGUCCUCAGGUCCGAGAUAG